AUGUCGUCCUGGGCCGACAUGGAGCUGAGCUCCCGCUACGGCGGAGCCAUGGGAGACGAUGAGGAGAACCAGCGCAAGUCCGAUGAGCGCGAGCGCAAGAAGGCCGAGGUGCGUCGCCGUCUCGAGGAUGCCAACCGCUCCAAGAAGGCCAAGAAGGGUUUCUUGACCCCUGAGAGGAAGAAGAAGCUCAGGAAGCUGCUGAUGAUGAAGGCCGCCGAGGAUCUCAAGCAGCAGCAGAUGCUCAAGGAGCAGGAGCGUCAGCGCAUCCUCCAGGAGCGCAUCCUGCCGCUGCCCGACUUGAACUCGUGCGACGUUGACGAGACGUUCGAGGAGUUCCUGGAGCGCGUUUUGGAGCUGGAAAGCGAUAUCUACGAUCUCUCCUACACCGUGCGUCAAAAAGGAUUUCGAAAUCAACGAGCUCACCAUUGCUGUCAACGAUCUGCGCGGAAAAUUCGUCAAACCCACGCUCAAGAAGGUCUCCAAGACCGACUCCAAGUUCAACAAGAUCAAGAAGAUCGAGUCCCAGAAGAAGUUGUUAUGGUCAGCAAUCGGGAGUUACGGAAAAUUUGCGACGGGAUUUUCUGUGGUUUUGUACUCGGCAUCUUCCUUAUUUUUAUCCCCACCUGGUUGAUCGCAAUUUGGCUGAGCCCGCCGCCUGAGGAUUUGAUUGAAAAGAGUAAUAGGACAGCUUUCCUUUGGAACGGGCAGUGGUAUACAUUUCCGGAAGCCGCACACACCAAUGGCAGCGUGAACGUAAAGAUGCUAUUGAGCAACGAGAUGUGCGCCGACAGUCCAAUUUCAAAAAUAUUUGGAUAUGUGCUGAUAGCAGUUUUCAUGAUCGGCACCCCGAUAGUCUGCUGGAUUUGGGGAAAAGAGCCCGUCCCGACGGUGACGAAUUUCUACAAUGAGGAAAAUUAUACAGACCCGACGCCUUGGAAUAACACGAUAAAAUUUCUGGACCAACCUCCGAAGCUCUACGAACAUUUGCACAUUUUGGGAAAUGUCACGGAAAACGCGACAGAGUUUUGCGUGAUUUUGGCGCCGGAAGCAGAUUUUGGCAAAAAUGCUCCAUGUCAAGUUUGUGCUUAUUUUAAAGGGAAUGACUCGAAAAUCAUCUACACCGCAAAGAAGGAUGGGAAAGUGCAAUAUACGUACGAGGCGCCUAAUCCAUUCAUGAACGGCACCGAAAUGGACCUACGCAUCCGAUUCGUCGAUAAAUACGUUCAAAUUUUUGCGCAGCGAGGUGAAAUCGGGAUUUUCGAAAAGUUACCCGAGGUCCAUGAGGCAAAAUUCCUGAUUGUUUCUGGGAAUGUCACGCCCCUUGCCGGAAGUGAAUCCGGAUCGAUGGGAGGCGUUGAUCGAAGGGAAGUAUCCGCCGAGCCAGUCAGCUGGAUGGACACGCACAAAGCGAAAGAGCAGCGGCGGCGGUCGAGGCGCUAUGGAAAGCCGCAAUAUGGGGUCUAUUGGUUUUCGCCGCCGGUUGGAGGAUACUACACAAUUCCGCACUCACCCAAUAAAAAUGCAAACAAUACCCACGUCUACACGCCCGCCUCCUACUCCUACCGAUGGAACGGCAGCACCCAUUACUCCCCCAGCGAGGGCCACGGCCUAAAAUACGACCCAAGCUUUGUCGUUGACAAGGGAACUCUGCCUAAACCUAAACGGAUCGAUAUCCUGUUCUAUGUAGCUAAAGAAGCGGAGAUGACACCUGCCUGGGUGGUCUCCUUCCGUUUUACGGAGCGAAGCGUCGUGCUCAACACCUACGAUGGCCAUUGGAAGGACGAGGAUCGAGCCGAUUUCAUGCCGAUUGACGAUUGGAGAUUGGUCGACCUCGUGAUCUGGAAGUACAGCUCAAAAAUGCACAUCUUUAUCAACAACUACGAAUUUGCCACGUAUGACAUGAACACGCCGCUGUAUAAAAGUAACACGAUGCGGAUUACAGGGGAUUUAGAGAUCCUUGGCGUGAAAAUGAAUGCACUUGCUGGCCUCCUCAUUGCCAGCUAUUUUCUGAAGGAGAAACCGGAAACCCUCGAAACUUUGAUCAACGGAACCGACACUCAGGACACUUCCGGGCGGCUUGGCACGUUGACUUCAGAUACAAAAUUGUACGAUACAAGAAGGUUCCCAGAACAGGCUUCAAACACCAGCUAUGGACACGGUAGCAUGGGACACUACUGGUAUUCGCCGCGGCACGGGGGAUACUACCAUUCACAGCCCAGCCCAUGGGGCGGACCAGCCUAUGUGCCAGCCUCAUACUCAUAUCGUAACUCCAGAAAUGGAUCUAUGGUUUAUGCUGACAGCGAGGGCCACGGUCGCUACUAUGACCCUAAUUAUGUUAUCGACAUCGAAAAGAUUCCGAAACCUAGAUUAAUCAAUGUUAUACUCUAUCGUAGCAACGGUCACAACGCUACGAAUCGUGAAGAGUGGUCGCCAACUUUUAAGCUCUCCUUUCGCUUCGACCUGAAUACGACAACCCUCAGCCGAUUCGACGGAGGAUGGGUAGAUGAAGAAAAAGCGGAUUUCCUGCCGAUAGACGACUGGAGGCUGUUCGAUCUGGCGAUCCGCCCUGCAAAUCACAAGCUAUACAUUUACAUCAACAAUUACGAGUUUGCCAGCUAUAAAUUGAGUUCCGAAAUCAUGGCCAGCGAUUAUAUUGGGAUCGAGGGUGAUGUGGAGAUCCUCGGCCUUAAGGAGGAUGGCCUGUUGGCA
Messenger RNA from Mesorhabditis spiculigera, 2709 nucleotides. Lineage: Eukaryota; Metazoa; Nematoda; Chromadorea; Rhabditida; Rhabditidae. The record is from the annotation of a GenBank genome assembly.